This is a messenger RNA of Linum tenue, 5330 nucleotides long. The record is from the annotation of a GenBank genome assembly. NCBI's taxonomy places the organism in Eukaryota, Viridiplantae, Streptophyta, Magnoliopsida, Malpighiales, Linaceae.
AAACCAGCCUCUGCAAUUUGAAGCUUGCAGUGGAAGAAGAAGAAAGGGAGACGACGACGAGAUGACAGAGGAAACGAAGUUCAGCGUGAUGGUGAGCAUGUUCGAUUGGAUACAGAAGAGCAAAUACUCGGCCAAGAAGCGCUCCAAGUUCCGCAAGUUCCUCGAUACUUUCUGCAAGCCACGCGACUACUUCACCGCCGUUCGGUUGAUUCUGCCGGGGCUCGAUCGGGAGAGGGGUUCCUAUGGGCUGAAGGAGUCGGUGCUGGCGAAUUGCCUGAUUGAUGCACUUGGCAUGUCCAGAGACUCUCCUGACGCUCUCCGCCUCAUCAAUUGGCGGAAAGGCGGUGCGAAGACUGGCGCCAAUGCCGGAAAUUUUGCUCUUGUUGCUACCGAGGUUCUUCAACGAAGGCAAGGGAUGGCUUCCGGUGGACUGACGAUUAAGGAGCUUAAUGAGUUGCUUGAUCGACUGGCCUGUAGCGAGAACAGGCCCGAGAAAAUUUCUAUUCUUGCUACUCUGAUUAAGAAGACGAAUGCUCAGGAGAUGAAGUGGGUUAUCAUGAUUAUUCUUAAAGAUUUGAAAUUGGGAUUGAGUGAAAAGAGUAUAUUUCAUGAAUUCCAUCCGGAUGCAGAAGACUUGUUUAACGUCACCUGUGACUUAAAGUUGGUCUGUGAAAAGUUGAGGGACCGGCAUCAAAGGCAUAAGCGCCAGGAUAUUGAAGUUGGCAAGGCUGUUCGCCCUCAGCUAGCUAUGCGAGUUUCUGAUGCUCAAGCUGCAUGGAAAAAGCUUCAUGGUAAGGAAGUAGUGAUGGAAUGUAAAUUUGACGGUGAUCGGAUCCAAAUCCAUAAGAAUGGUGCUGAGGUCCACUUCUUCUCUAGGAACUUCAUUGAUCACUCUGAAUAUGAGCACGGAAUGUCAGACAUCAUUCAGCAAUGUGUUUUGGCUGACAGGUGCAUACUCGAUGGUGAAAUGUUGGUCUGGGAUAGUUCUUUGAAUCGAUUUGCAGAGUUUGGUUCAAAUCAGGAAAUAGCAAAGGCUGCAAAAGAUGGACUCGAUAGCCAUAAACAGGUGUGCCUUUUCAUUUCCCUUUUUUUCUCUAGCCCUACCCUGCUCGACAUGAGUUCGAUUUUGAUUUACUUGUUUUGCUGUUGCAGUUGUGCUGUAUCCUUCACGUUGAUUAAACUCAAAGCUGAGCCUCAACUACUCCAUGUUGCAUUUGAUAUUCUUUAUGUUGGGGAUACUAGCGUGAUUCACCAAAGUUUAAAGGAAAGGCAUGAACUUCUCCGUUCAGCAGUAAACCCUGUCAAGGGUCGAUUGGAGAUCUUGGUACCUAGUGGAGGCUUGAAUAGUCAUUGCCCUCCUGAAAAACUGGCGCUUAAGUAUUUUCUUGCUCAUGCAGGGGAACCUUGCUGCUCGCUUAUUGCUCAUAGUCUGGAUGAUGUAGACAAGUUCUUCAAGCAAAUAGUUGAGAAUAGAGAUGAAGGGAUUGUGUUGAAAGAUCUUGACUCCAAAUGGGAACCUGGGGACCGAAGUGGAAAGUGGUUGAAACUUAAACCCGAUUACAUUCGUGCUGGUUCAGAUUUAGAUGUUCUUAUCAUUGGAGGGUACUAUGGUUCAGGGCGACGAGGAGGAGAGGUGGCUCAAUUCCUGGUGGGACUAGCAGAACGUCCGUCGGCAGAUACAUAUCCGAGACGGUUCAUCUCGUUUUGCAGAGUCGGUACUGGAUUGUCUGAUGACGAGCUAAAUGCUGUUGUUACAAAAUUGAAGCCUUACUUUAGGAAAUAUGAUUAUCCAAAAAAGGCACCUCCAAGUUUCUACCAAGUUACAAAUAACUCUAAAGAGAGACCAGAUGUGUGGAUUGAGAGUCCUGAAAAGUCAGUGAUUCUUUCCAUCACUAGUGACAUUCGAACUAUAAGGUCUGAGGUAUUUGCUGCACCAUACAGCUUAAGAUUUCCCCGGAUUGACAGAGUACGGUAUGACAAACCAUGGCAUGAAUGUCUUGAUGUACAGUCUUUCAUAGAACUUGUUCAUUCGAGUAAUGGCACCACAACAAAGGUUCAAGAAGAUGGAGGCCCGCAAUAUGACAAACCAGCACGUGCAAAAUCCUCCAAAAGGGGCGAGAAAAAGAAAGUUUCUGUUGUUCCUUCGCAUCUAAUUCAGACGGACGUUUCGGAGAUCAAGGGGCAAAGCUUGAUAUUCUCAAAUAUGAUGUUCUACUUUGUCAAUGUACCCUCAACCCAUACACUCGAUUCUUUUCACAAAAUGGUUGUGCAAAAUGGCGGAACUUUCUCUAUGAAUCUGAACAAUUCAGUUACCCACUGCAUAGCAGCUGAAAGCAAAGGGAUUAAGUAUCAAGCUGCAAAGACUAAUAAUGAUAUCAUUCAUUAUUCUUGGAUCUUGGACUGCUGUGCAGCGAAGAAGCUCGUUCCUUUACAACCAAAGUACUUCCUCUACCUUUCCGACACUUCAAAGAAGAAGUUGCAGGAGGAAAUCGAUGAGUUCUCCGAUCCGUAUUUCUGGGAUCUGGACCUUGCAUCCAUGAAACAGAUAUUAUCCAACAUUACCGCAAGCAAAUACACAAGUACGGUCGAGGGCCUCAAGAAUAAGUACAGCCCAAACGAGAAGUGGAUUCGAUUUUGUGGUUGCUGCGUUUACUUCCACCAUCCGCUUCAGUCUCUAACACCCGAGUGGGAGUCUUUAAUGGAGAUUACAUUGAGAAGGCUGAAGCUUGAUCUGUUGAUGGGUGGUGGGAAGAUCAGCAGUAAUCUUGCUCAUGCAACCCAUCUGGUUGUCCUGACACCACAAGGAUUGAAUCUAGACUUGGUUUCCCUUAUGGAGAGCUUCACGGAAAAGGAGAGACACCACAUACGAAACAAGAGUUUUAAUGUGGUCGGAUGGCAGUGGUUGGAAGAGUCCAUGGAGAAAGAUAAAAGGUUGGAAGAAGAUGCAUACAGCUUGAAGCCGGCCGGGUUUGAAGAGUGGAGUGGUGACGAAUGGGAACCUGGUGUAGGAAUGGAAGAAGGGAACCAUUUUUCAGAUUAUGUAGAAAUCCCGACAACCAGGGAAGCUGAGGAGAGGGGUGAAACCAGUUUUGAACUACCAAUAUCACGAGGCAAAGGGCAGAACAAGAAGAAAAGAGGGAGGCCUGCCAGUGUAGCCAAUAAAGGGAAACCACCUGUGGUUAGAAGAACAAGGGCACGCGUUAUGAAUAAACCCGUGAAGAUAACCGAGACAAAAUCAGAGGAAAGUAGCUCAGGUGAGGAUGUGAACAACAAGCACUCACUUUUCCAUCAAGCAGAAGAUGUGGGAGAGGCAAAACCAGUUGAAGGCUUUACUGUAGAUGACAGUAAACAAGGAAUUGAGGAGUUGGGUGAAUAUCGAUCUCUUGACUUUGAGAUGAAAUAUGGAAACAAGGAUGGCCAUGGAGAGCCUGAGAAGCUGGAGGUCAUGGUCGAUCCGGUGAAUGCCAUGUUGAUGGACAUGAUUCCCAGCCUGGGGCUGAAGAUGGCAGAAUCCAAAGAAGAUCUUCCGCUCCGUGUACAUGACCAAAAGGCGCCCGAAUCUACUAUUAUUCAGCAGCCUCCCCCAGGAAAGAAAAGGAAAAUGAGCUUCAAGGAGUUGGCAGAGGAGGUGCUAAAGGAUUAGAGAAAGAUACUGUCAUUAUCCUUGUAUUAUACAUGUAGUUUUUAAUGUUGUACAGCUCACUAAACUAGUAAAAACUUGUUGCCAGCAGUUGAUGAUUCUGAAUGAUGACUUUUGGCUUAUCAAUGACCUUUUUUAUCAACUGGCCAACUACAUCCAUUUACUGGGUCAUUCGUAGUCAUCCUCUAUCAAAAUCAUUAACAGUACAAUCAUUACAGCAACAUAUGGGAAAAGCAGUCACUGAUCAUAGUUCACAGCUAGAAGUAAUGCACAUUCUUAGAGAAGUGAAAAGAACAAACCGAAUGAAGAGGAAAAUAAGCCUUUGUCCCUUCCCUUCCAUACAAGGAGGUAAAAGAGGGAGGAGAAGCCCCAAGAACAAGAAUCACCACGCGUAUUUGGCUUGGGUUUGAGCUUUGGUGAGGAAUGUAUGAAAAGAACAAACGGAAUGAAGAUGAAAAGAAGCCUUUCUCCUUCCCUUCCAUACAAGGUGGCAAAAGUGGGAGGAGAAGCCCCAAGAAUCACCACCCGUAUUUGGCUUGGGUUUGAGCUUUAGUGAGGAAGCCCUUUGAGCGACGCUCUUGCAAUUCCAUCUCCUUCUGCCUCAUGUCGAGGUAUAGAGUACCGAUCUGAUGCUUCCUCUUGUGAAGUUUUGAAGGCUUACCCUUGGCAGUAGAAACAGGCUGGUAUGAUGGCCCAAAGGCAAUUCCGGUCGACUUAACUUGAUCCUGCCUAGGCCUGUUCUUGGUCAACUCCUCCUGCUUCACUUCGAUUAUCUCAAUUGGCUUCUCAUUCCUUCCCCUCUUCCCCCGCAUAAACCUCCCCGCACUAUCAUCUACGACCACCGCUGCCGUCGAAGACCCUUCAGCCCAACAAUUCCCGUAGUCAGCAGCGUAAUACUCCCCGUAGGUUCCAUCAGUACUACCACCACCAACCGUCUGCUCCGUUCUAGCAGCGUAGCUGCUCCCAUCGUAACUUUGAUUAUCGGAAUAACCAUAACUGGCUGGAUGUUCUACAUUCUGAUCGAAGACCGAUUGACUAGCGGCGUCGGGUACAGAAUCUUCGGGGAUUGAGGGCGGAGCGUCGGUCUGUAGGAUGGAUCUGCGGCCAGAACCAGAGGAAGGGAGGGCGCCCAAGGCGGAGGAGCUUCUUGGAGCGGGAAUGCUGGAGAGGAACGAUUUUACAGAAGAAGAAUCGACGGCGGUUGAUUUGCUUGGGCGAGCUGGCCGUUCGUCUUCAUCGUCGUCUUCGUCGUCGGGGUAGGUGGGAAGGGGAGGGGGUUUGAAUUGGACGAUUCGCUUGGGAUUGCGGUUGGAGAGGGGUUGGGGAGCGGCAGAAUUUUGGGAUAUGGGGGGAGGAAGCGAAGAAGAGAAGAUUGACGGCGACGGCGAAGAAGAAGAGGAGGAUUUAGGGCGCGGAAGGACGGAAAAAAGAGGGAGAGAAGGUCGCGCUGGAGGUAAGGACUGGGAAGAGGUAGAAUAGCUGGAUGAUUGCCUUUCAUGGCGGACGGCUUCUUGCUGUUGGGGUUCGUCUUCGUCGGAAGAUCCGUAGCUAGCUACCAGAGAAUCCAUUGUCGAGAGCUCGGCUGCUGCAAUUCUUCGCUCGCUCUGCUUUCGUUUCUUUUUGCCGGCGCCUUCGUCGGUUCCUGGCACCUUUAUGACUCCGCUUGCUGCCUGUAGUGAUUUGGGCUGAA